AUCAGAUGAAUAAGAGAGAUUGGAUCCAAGAGAGUGAUCAGAACUCAAAACUGUUCUUCUCAUGGAUCAAAAAAAAGAAGACUCCAAAACCAAGUAUUAACUAUUAAGAAUGAGAUGGGGCAAUUAGUGGAAGGGGAUAAGAAGGUGGCAGAGACACUGGUUAGCUACUUCCAGGAUCUAAUAGGCACUCAAUCUGAUAUAGAAGAUGUAGACAUGGAAGCCAUGAAGGAAGGCACAAGUCUGAAUAUAGACCAACAGCUCACUCUUAUAGUAGAAGUGAAAAGGAUACAGGUGAAGGAAGCUCUGUUCAGUAUCCUUAAUUCAAAAAGCCCUGGCCCAGAUGGUUUUAGUAGUGGAUUCUUUAAGAAUCAAUGGGAAGUUGUAGGGGAGCUAAUUACUGAGGCUAUCCUGGACUUCUUCAAAGGGAAAUUUCUAAGACAAAUUAAUGCUACAUCCCUCACAGUGAUUCCUAAAGUGGAGCCACCAAAGAUGGCUAAUGAUUAUAGACCAAUAGCUUGUUGUAAUGUGGUAUAUAAAGCCAUUUCAAAAAUACUGUGCAGCAAAUUGAAGGAGAUUCUCCCAGUACGGAUUAAUGGAGAAAGCUAUGAGUUCUUUAAGGGGAAGAAAGGACUCAGACAAGGAGACCCUAUUUCCCCUAUGCUCUUUAUUUUAGUCAUGGAGUACCUUAAUAGGCUGCUUCAACAGAUGGCAAAAGACAAAAGAUUCAAAUUUCACCCCAUGAGCAGAUCUUUAAAACUGGUAAAUUUGAGUUUUGCAGAUGACCUAAUCAUAGUAUGCAAGGCUGAGGAGGAGUCUCUGAAUUGUAUUAUGGAGGUUAUGAGGAAAUUCCAGAAGUCUACAGGUUUGGGCAUUAACUACACCAAAUCACAAAUUAUUUUUGGAGGUGUGGACAAGAAGGACCAAGAGCAUUUCCUGAAGCUAACCAAUCUGCCCUUUGGUGAGCUUCCAAUCAGAUACCUUAGAAGUCCAAUUUCUGCAGGUAGUCUGGAGGAUGCUGAUCAUCUCUUUAGCACCUGUCCUCUCACUAAGUCUUUGCUAAUGAAAAUCUCUGACUGGUUGGAGAUUAGGAUGGAGGGCAAUAGUGUUCAAGACAUCAGAGAAAACCUGAUGAGAGUCCGAGGGAGAAGAAGGGAUAGAGGCAUUAGUGCUUUUGUAGCUACAUGCUACCAUAAACAGGAGCAGCCACAGCUAAAAGUAAUGUAUAACAGCAUCCUUCUUUGUCUGACAGCUUAUUGGGGGAAGGGGCCGAAGAAAUAGUUUUUGCACUAUAUUUGAAAAUGUUUAUGUGAUGGUUUUAAACAUAUUUUGUGAGUGCUUUUGAGCUUGUGAAUAUAGGUAUAUAAAGUCAUAUCCUUACAUUGGUUUCUACCUAUAUUCUACGCUAGUUUAGUGUUUCGACUUCAUUCUUGAGUACCGAAUCUUAAUGGAUUCUUGUUUUCCUGAAACACUUAAACAAACGUUAAGCUCUUAUAUUGUUU
Messenger RNA from Cuscuta campestris, 1499 nucleotides. NCBI's taxonomy places the organism in Eukaryota, Viridiplantae, Streptophyta, Magnoliopsida, Solanales, Convolvulaceae. The record is from the annotation of a GenBank genome assembly.